Molecule: messenger RNA, 1330 nt
Organism: Ostrinia furnacalis (Asian corn borer)
Lineage: Eukaryota; Metazoa; Arthropoda; Insecta; Lepidoptera; Crambidae
Product: phosphatidylinositol N-acetylglucosaminyltransferase subunit H
Exons: 4
Coding region: 72-674 (200 amino acids)
Biological process (GO): GPI anchor biosynthetic process
Cellular component (GO): glycosylphosphatidylinositol-N-acetylglucosaminyltransferase (GPI-GnT) complex
Source: RefSeq, a predicted model, not a curated record
UGACAAAAAAAAUGUAAACAAUUUUCAAUUACAAAAAACCUGAGCAUAAACCUUAAAAUCUCGCUUCUGUUAUGAUGAAUUCUAAUCAGAAGAUGGAUUACGAAAAUAUAAAUGGUGUUACACUGUCAUUAAAAGUUGAUACUCCUAAUGGUGCAACUAAUUCCAGGCUAUUUACAAUUUCAUACAAAAGCAAACCUAACAAGUCGUCUUGGCCUAAAGCUUCGUUAUUUUUGGCUAUUUUAUUUAAUAUGAUUGCGAUAUUCUAUAUACGGAUAAGUUUAACUGCGAUUGUAGUGAUAAUAGUCGUGCUGUCGUUUUUAGUUUUCUUUUGGAUAACCCACAGUGUUCAGUCAGAGAUCCUGCUAGUCAUACCAACUGUGGGCAUACAGAGUUCCGUCAAGUAUGUGUAUGGGAGAGAAGACCAUUUUGUGCCGUGGUCGAGUGUCGACGAUGUCAUAAUAAAUGAAGUUAUUAAAAUGAACCGAGUCCUCUAUUUCUUAACCGUGUUGGUAAAAACGAGCAAUCAAGAAUCGGAAUCGUUGAAGCUAAUGCCACUAUUCAAGUAUACAAAACCAAGAUUAGCAAUGCUGGAGAUCAUAUAUUCAGAACUGCAAAGAUUGCUGACUGAAACGCACUGUCCAGAGCCAGAGAAAGCUGCCGGUGACAUGGGUUGAAGCAUUUGUUGACUACUUAAUGUUUUGGUGUGCACUAAAUGAAGAAUACUUCAAUCUCUUCUUUAUAUCUGUUUUUAGGACUGAUCUUAAGUUAUUUUUGAACACAAUUGUGGUUUUGAAUGUUCAAUUAAUAAAUGUUUAGAUAACUUUAAUAUUAGGAUGAUUAUUGUUUAAGUAAGUUUAAAAUUUACAUGUACUGUACAGGCAAGAAACUUAUAUGUAAUUUGAUUUAUAUUAUCUUGAAGAAGGCAAGAUGAAGUGAAAUUUUCAAAAUCAAAAAUUUCUUUAUUUGUAUAGAUAGACUAUUUAAAUAGUAGGAAAAAUCGAAAUCAAUUUUAAUCAAUUAAUCAAUCAAUUUUAAAAUAAAAGUGUUUGCUCCAGAUAAAAACAUGCUGGUUAAAUAGUUAUUGCCUUACAUAGCAAGUGGCAACCUUAUUAAUUUAAUAUUAAUCCUUCAAGCUCCGCGAAUCUAGACACAAUAAUAAUCAAUUGUUAUGACAUUAAUUAAUGCCGUCUGGGACUCAAUCGGUUAAUCUAUUUCAACAUUCCAUUCCAUUAUAAAAGUUCCUAGGUCAUUAAUAUUUUAAUUUAUCUCAUUUUUUGUGAAUUUGUCUAUUGUUCAAUUAAUUUUAAUGUAGAAAUUAAUGAUGCAUUUC